Suillus paluster is the source of this 627-nucleotide messenger RNA. RefSeq lists its product as uncharacterized. The coding region runs from base 1 to 627 and encodes 208 amino acids. The record is from RefSeq and is a predicted model, not a curated record. NCBI's taxonomy places the organism in Eukaryota, Fungi, Basidiomycota, Agaricomycetes, Boletales, Suillaceae. The transcript is spliced from 5 exons.
AUGAACUCCCAACCCACAGUGCAAUUUAUGGAACCACCAGUGACUGAAAUCAUCGACAUGGAUGUUGACGACACAAAUCAAGCACAAUCAUCGACAAGUUCGACAGCCACCUGUACAAGCAAGGAACGGCCGAUGUCAGACUUGUAUCUUGGGCCAGACGAUGAUGUGGAGUAUGACUUCAUGCCCCCACAGAUCAGCCGGGAGCUGUAUCUCGGCCCGGACAUCGGCUUUGAUGGUGGGAUUGGUGCGCCCAAGCCAUCCCACCAUGCGAGCAGUGAUCCCCCGGGCCAAUGGAUCAGUCCGGCACUUUACCUUGGGCCUGACAACAUGUCCAAAGAACCCAUGGAAUCUUUGAAUAUAUCGACUGCUGAAAGCCUUCCAGCACUUCCGGGCCUCGACAAUGAGGAGCUCCACUCAAUGGUUCGGGAACAAACACAUGGAAGUCUUCCAGACCCAUCCAUUCCACAGCUCCUGGAGGCAGAGCGACCAUUUCGAACUGCUUGGGUGGAGACAUCCGAUAAGCUGGAACAGGCAGAUCGCGAGCUUCAAAGGAUGCAGAGGGCUGAGCAGCGCCAUCAUCUUAGGAGUCCCCCAAAUGGAUGCAAUAGCACAGGCCCUUUGCCUUGA